CGGCCCCCUCCCCCGGCGCCGGCCAAGUGAGGCGGUGAUGCGGGCGCUGGCGGCCUGGGCUGAGCCGAGAGCGGAGACACAGGCUCAAGAUGGCAGAUUCCCACUGAGGCUGAGGGGGCCGAGCUCGCGCGCCGCGUUCCCUUCUCCGUUGCCAUGAACCGCGGACACCCCGGCCCCGAUGGCCCCAGUGUACGAAGGUAUGGCCUCACAUGUGCAAGUUUUCUCCCCUCACACCCUUCAAUCAAGUGCCUUCUGUAGUGUGAAGAAACUGAAAGUAGAGCCAAGUUCCAACUGGGACAUGACUGGGUACGGCUCCCAUAGCAAAGCGUACAGCCAGAGCAAGAACAUACCACCUUCUCAGCCAGCCUCCACAACCGUCAGCACCUCCUUGCCAAUCCCAAACCCAAGCCUACCUUACGAGCAGACCAUCAUCUUCCCAGGAAGUACUGGACACAUAGUUGUAACAUCAGCAAGUAGCACUUCUGUCACCGGGCAAGUCCUCGGCGGACCACAUAACCUAAUGCGUCGAAGCACUGUGAGCCUCCUUGACACCUACCAAAAAUGUGGACUCAAGCGAAAGAGUGAGGAGAUCGAGAACACAAGCAGCGUGCAGAUCAUUGAAGAGCAUCCACCCAUGAUUCAGAAUAAUGCCAGCGGGGCCACUGUAGCUACUGCCACCACAUCCACUGCCACUUCCAAAAACAGUGGCUCGAACAGCGAAGGCGACUAUCAGCUGGUGCAGCAUGAAGUGCUGUGUUCCAUGACCAACACCUAUGAGGUUUUAGAGUUUUUGGGCAGAGGAACAUUUGGGCAAGUGGUCAAGUGCUGGAAACGGGGCACCAAUGAAAUUGUGGCCAUUAAGAUCUUAAAGAACCACCCUUCCUAUGCCCGGCAAGGUCAGAUUGAAGUGAGCAUCCUAGCCCGGCUGAGCACAGAGAGCGCAGAUGACUACAACUUUGUGCGGGCCUAUGAGUGCUUCCAGCACAAGAAUCACACCUGCUUAGUCUUUGAGAUGUUGGAGCAGAACCUCUAUGACUUUCUGAAACAGAACAAGUUUAGCCCCUUGCCCCUCAAGUACAUUCGCCCAGUCCUCCAGCAGGUAGCUACAGCCCUGAUGAAACUCAAAAGCCUGGGUCUUAUCCAUGCUGACCUCAAACCAGAAAACAUCAUGCUGGUAGAUCCAUCUAGACAGCCAUACCGAGUAAAGGUCAUUGACUUUGGUUCAGCAAGUCAUGUCUCCAAAGCCGUCUGCUCUACCUACUUGCAAUCCAGAUACUACAGGGCCCCUGAGAUCAUCCUUGGUUUGCCAUUCUGUGAGGCUAUUGACAUGUGGUCCCUUGGUUGUGUCAUUGCUGAGCUGUUCCUGGGCUGGCCGUUAUAUCCAGGAGCUUCCGAAUAUGAUCAGAUUCGGUAUAUUUCACAAACACAGGGUUUGCCAGCGGAAUAUUUAUUAAGUGCAGGGACAAAGACUACUAGGUUUUUCAACCGUGACACCGACUCUCCAUAUCCUUUAUGGAGGCUAAAGACACCAGAUGACCAUGAAGCUGAGACGGGGAUUAAGUCAAAAGAAGCAAGAAAGUACAUUUUUAACUGUUUGGAUGAUAUGGCCCAGGUGAACAUGACAACAGAUUUGGAAGGGAGUGACAUGUUGGUAGAGAAGGCAGACCGACGGGAAUUCAUUGACCUAUUAAAGAAGAUGCUGACCAUAGACGCUGAUAAGAGGGUCACUCCCAUCGAAACUCUGAACCACCCCUUUGUCACAAUGACACACCUGCUCGACUUUCCCCACAGCACACAUGUCAAAUCUUGUUUCCAAAACAUGGAGAUUUGCAAGCGCCGGGUGAAUAUGUAUGACACAGUGAACCAGAGCAAAACACCAUUCAUCACACACGUGGCCCCCAGCACAUCCACCAACUUGACCAUGACCUUUAACAACCAGCUGACCACUGUCCACAACCAGGCUCCCACCUCCACCAGUGCCACUCUUUCCUUAGCCAAUCCCGAAGUCUCCAUACUAAACUACCAAUCUACACUCUACCAGCCCUCAGCGGCAUCCAUGGCCGCAGUGGCCCAGCGGAGCAUGCCCCUGCAGACGGGAACAGCCCAGAUUUGUGCCCGGCCAGACCCCUUCCAGCAAGCUCUCAUCGUGUGUCCCCCUGGCUUCCAAGGCCUGCAGGCCUCUCCCUCCAAGCAUGCUGGCUACUCAGUGCGGAUGGAAAAUGCUGUUCCCAUCGUUACUCAAGCUCCAGGAGCUCAGCCUCUUCAGAUUCAACCAGGUCUGCUUGCUCAGCAGGCCUGGCCAGGUGGGGCCCAACAGAUCCUGCUUCCUCCAGCCUGGCAGCAGCUGACUGGCGUGGCCACCCACACGUCCGUGCAGCAUGCAGCUGUGAUUCCUGAGACCAUGGCAGGCACUCAGCAACUGGCCGACUGGAGGAACACACAUGCUCAUGGAAGCCAUUACAAUCCCAUCAUGCAGCAACCUACACUCUUGACUGGACAUGUGACCCUUCCAGCAGCCCAGCCCUUAAAUGUGGGUGUAGCCCAUGUGAUGAGGCAACAACCAACCAGCACCACCUCCUCCAGGAAGAGUAAGCAGCACCAAUCAUCCGUGAGAAAUGUCUCCACCUGUGAGGUGACCUCUUCACAAGCUACCAGCUCCCCUCAGCGAUCCAAGCGUGUCAAGGAGAACACUCCCCCACGGUGUGCCAUGGUGCACAACAGCCCAGCAUGCAGCACCUCAGUCACCUGUGGGUGGGGUGAUGUGGCCUCCAGCACCACAAGGGAGCGACAGCGACAGACGAUUGUCAUCCCUGACACCCCAAGCCCCACCGUCAGUGUCAUCACCAUCAGCAGCGACACAGAUGAGGAAGAAGAACAGAAACACGCCCCCACCAGCACGGUCUCCAAGCAGAGGAAAAAUGUCAUCAGCUGUGUCACAGUCCAUGAUUCUCCCUACUCUGACUCCUCCAGCAACACCAGCCCCUACUCGGUGCAGCAGCGCACAGGGCACAAUGGCACCAACACCUUGGACACUAAGGGGGGCCUGGAGAAGCACUGCACCGGCAACCCCCGCACCAUCAUCGUACCCCCACUGAAGACCCAGGCCAGUGAAGUGUUGGUAGACUGUGACAGCCUAGGGCCAGCGGUCAGCACCAGUCACCAUUCAUCCUCCUUCAAGUCCAAGUCCUCCAGCACCGUGACCUCCACCAGUGGCCACUCUUCAGGGAGCUCAUCAGGAGCCAUCGCCUACCGGCAGCAGCGGCCAGGCCCCCAUUUCCAGCAGCAGCAGCCCCUCAAUCUCAGCCAGGCUCAGCAGCACAUGGCUACCGACCGCACUGGGAGUCACCGUCGGCAGCAGGCCUACAUCACUCCGACUAUGGCCCAGGCUCCAUACACCUUCCCACACAACAGCCCCAGCCAUGGCACUGUACACCCCCACCUGGCUGCAGCUGCCCAUCUCCCCACCCAGCCUCACCUCUACACCUAUACCGCGCCCACAGCCCUAGGCUCCACCGGCACCGUAGCCCACCUGGUGGCAUCCCAAGGUUCAGCACGCCACACUGUGCAGCACACUGCCUAUCCAGCCGGCAUCGUCCACCAAGUCCCCGUGAGCAUGGGGCCCCGGGUCCUACCCUCACCCACCAUCCACCCCAGUCAGUAUCCAGCCCAGUUUGCCCAUCAGACCUACAUCAGCGCCUCGCCAGCCUCCACCGUCUACACUGGAUACCCACUGAGUCCUGCCAAGGUCAACCAAUACCCUUACAUAUAAACACUGGAGGGACCCGCAGGGAGGGGGUGGAGGAGCUCCCAACAGACCUGGGGAGCUGGGGUUUUAUACUGCAGGUGCCGCACACAAACAAUGCAAAUGGGGCAGGGAGGGGGGACAGUUGGGACAGAAGUGAAACUUGAACUAGGAAGUGGGAGGACUUAGAGCAGAGAAGAGAACCUUUUAAAAGGAAGGGAUUAAGGAGUGGGAAAUCUAUGCUUUUUAUUUUAAAAAAGAAAAAGGAAAAAAAGAAAAAGAAAAAUGUUAGUAACAAAAGAGUAAAAAAAGAAAAAACUCAGCUCACAAACCCAUUCUGCACCAAACUGGAAAGGAAAAGAAGAGCUACAGGAAGAUUCUGGAAGCAAGGGGCCCCAGUUUUUUGAAGAACUUUAUGAACUUUUUAAAGAUUAUUUUCAUAUGGCAGCAAGUGACAUUGAAGAAUUUGCUGUCAAGGAGACCUGAUAUGGAAAUCCAAUAGAUUUUUAAUUAAUUGAACAUGAAAAUUAGGGAUUUUUCCGGAACUCCAAAAGGGUCAACACCCCUUUCAAGUAUCAGGCCGUGGCCUGAGGAGGCUCAUAUUUGGGGUUGGUCUGGGGUUGGCAAAGUCCAGUUCUGGCUCAUUCGUCAGGAACAGUGGGGUCAGCCAGACUGAUGGAAGACCCUCAGGAGAGGGGCAUGUUUCCUCUUUUGGGGUAUUCUGGAUAAAUCUCUAAGCAAUGUUAUUCCUCAGAUAUCAUAAUAAUGUGUGUUGCAGUCUUUAAUUUUUUUCUUUUCUGUGAUUUUUCUUUUUAUCUCGAAUCAACCCCUAGUCGUGUAGCAUAGGGCUAGGUCGUCACGGACACCCUAGUAGAAUGUAGCACUCUGCACCCUCAUUUCCUACCUUGUGUUCAACUCCAGUGAUACCAAUAGACUAUUCCUCAAUAUAAUUGCACAAAACAAGUGAUCUAACAUAGGCAGAGCCAAUGUGGUGGUCUAGGUGAACGAGUGAGUGUGCGUGAACACGUGUGGGUGUGAGCGGGGCGGCCACCCUCCCCGUGUGUCCCUUGGCACCGCCGUCACAGCCCUUGCAGUCCUGAUUUUACAUCAUUCCCUCCUAGUGCCUUAACGACCGACAGACAGACAGACACGGUGAAGGGUUACUUCCACUGGUACUCCAAGAAACUGGCUGGGGCAGGUCAGAUAUGUUCUCAGCUCUUUUGUUAAGCUGUUAAAAGAGUAUUUUACUUGGGUCUUUUUGGUUUUGUAUUGUUUUAAUGUCAUGUGGAUUGUCUUUCCUGGGCUCAUUGUGAGCAGAAGGAUUUCAAAGAAGCUUGUGUAACUAAAAGCGGGGAGGCGUGGAUCUCGGGAGAGAUGUCAGAGCCAGGUGGGGGACACUGGCGACAGCUGGUUCUGCUGAGUUUUCCUCUGAGGGCAGAGGUUCAGAGAGACUCCCCACCCUGCCCUAGCUGUGCCACACAUGUCGUGAGGGGGUCUUAAGGAUGUCGGCUUUGCCAGGCAGCUGCCUCAGCCUCCAGACCCACCACCCGCUUCCUGGAGCCAUCUGGGGAGAGGCAGGAGACCUGAUCCCAUUUCUGCGUCCCUCCCCAGUCCCUCCCUCCCACAGAAGCCUAUUAGUCUCAGACAUCCCUGUGUAUCUCUCCACCAGCUCCAGGGACUGCAGUCGGGCUCGCGGUCGGGCUCCCCUGCAGACCGCCACUGCUACAUUUGCUGUUGCUUCUUUCCUGAAAUGAACCUAGGUCUCCCAGUCUACUUGGACCUCUGCCUUUGAGAGAUGAGCAGGCAGAGGGGCUAGAGGGACAUUUGGGAAAACACUCCCAUGGACAAUUAAGCCUCAAAGAAAUCUGCCCUUCACCCUCUGCAUUCUGGAUGUUUUCUCCAGCUUUGAACAGUGAGGUGGGUAGGAAUUUUCUGUUCCUACUGGGAAACUCUGAAGCCAUGGAGGUUGGAGACAGUCAGGUCCAGGAUGGGACAUAGUAGCAUGGUAUGGAUUGUUUGAGCCUGGUGUGAGUCCUAGCUAGCCCUUAAUCCACAUCUUCAGGUAGAAGGUUUGUGGUCAGCAGUCCAGCCUUCCCAGUAUCCUCCCUGUCUUCCCUCUGCAGGCCCUGAGCAAUCUACUGUGAAAGACUUCCCUCAUGAGACCUGCCUUCCUUCAGUAACAAAGCUUACUUAGCUUUUAGCUGUGAAAAACUCUGGAAACUUCCCCACCCAUCGAUUCUUAUAAGGUCCCCCAACUGGAUAUGUCUUAGUGCACCUUUGGCCAAAAAGAAGAGAUGCUAGAGCCUGGCGAGGCCUGACCCACUCCAGCCAAGGACUAGUGGGAAGCACAGUGAGUGGAACAGGCCUGCAGGAGGAAGCUGCAUCCUUGUCCUAGUCAGAACCACUUUAGCCCAAGCCUGGCUUUAGCUGAAAGUGAGACAACAGGAAAAGUCAGUUCAAGGUGGGGUGGGCAUCAAAGCCUUUGGAGAACCCCUGAGCCAGAGGCUCCUGGAGCCCCACCAGCAUGGAAACCCAUCUGUCACGGAGCUUCCAGCAGUCAGAUGGCAGCAGUUUCCCAUGGGGCCUUCUCGUACUAAGUCCUGACUGGAAGUGGGCCUGGGUUUGCCUUGCUCUGUGGCAGGAUCUGGAGGGCCAGCGCGGUCCAGAGCUGGUCUAGAGGAGGGAGGACUUGUCCCCCCAUCUCUUUGUCCGCUGACACUGAAGCUCUUCCACCCCUUCUGUCCUUUCCCCUUCUCCUUCCAGACCAACCAUGAAUGUUCCCUAUUGCUCAUAAGUUAGUCUUAUCGUACUGAUCAUUGUGUUAUUGCCACUGUAAUUAUGAUCAUUAUCACCUUGUUGCUACUUUAGUCAGGGUGUGAAGUACACAUUUAUUCCAAGUAUCUUUGUGUUUCUUCAUAAUAUGUAAAUUUGUUUUAUUAUAGCUGUGAGUAUAUGAGUAGACUGGAGGGACUUACAGAUGUCCAGUCUUGUCCGAGGGAAUGGAGAAAAAAAGGAAAGAAGGCUCAGGAAUUAGGAAAAAUUGCACCUGUCAUCUCUGUCCCAUAGAGAGCUGCAAAGAAGGCUACUGCAAAGCAGAGACUCGGGUAUAUUGGGUCCUUCUCACACGGCCCAGCUGGGUGCUCACCCGCUGUUGGUACAGUGUCUUUUGGACCUUUGGCAGUUUCUCCCACAUUCUCUGUGCCUCCCUCCGCGUCUGAACUACUGACCAGAUCUUAGCCUGCCUCACAUCUGACAGUCAGCUCCAAAGGCCCCUCUCAAAGCUGCCCGACCUUUCCUUACCUUCAGUUUUCCCGUCACUCAGCUCAGCUCUUUCAGUGCAGAGACAGUGGUCCCACCCAGAAGCCAUUAGGUGCACUGAAGGUUAUGGGCAGCCAGUGCCUCCUUGUGAGAUAUUUCUGCCUCACUCUGUCCUUCUGCUCAGUUGCCACCCUUCCUGUUUCCCUAGUCUGCUUCUUCCCAGACAUCUAUCUUCCCAGCACGCUGUUCUAGGGAGCGAAGUCAAGGAAUGAGACAUAAGAGAGCCCCACGCAGACAGACCAGCAGCUGCUCAGAUGCUGCAGGACUCCUAAAUCACUGGCAAGUGAAGGGCACAGUGGGACUUGUAGCUACCUCCUUCCCGGGCUCUAGCUGUGCUCUUUAGUGUGUGCAUUGUAGUGAUGGUGUGUGUGCGUUACCCACUGUCACUCAGAACAAGCAGGCCCCCGGUGAAGGAAGUUCCCUGAACAGAAGAUAGCCACUCGGCAAACCUCCAUUCCGCUCCCGCGCCUCCCCUGUUCUCAAGUCCAUGUACAGGAGUCACACAAGACCCCAGCCAGUCAGCACCCUCACCUAGGUUCCCGAGGUGCUCAGCACCUCAUCCCUUUGCAAAGAUGGAAGAAAGGCUGCUGUCCUUGGUCUACAUACGCUCUCAGUGGGAGGGGGCCACUUAGUCCUUAGUAGACCAUGUGUCUCUGGGCCUUCUCUAGUGAAGAAACGCUGCUCAGCUUGAGGAAGAUGAGAAGGAAACAGGUCUGUGGCACCUCGUGACCCUCAGGUCAGUAGACUCUGCUGCUCGCUGGGUUCUUACUGACCAUCUGGGCCUUGGCACAGGGGCCUGUGUGUCAGUAUGUUGGAGUGAUGUUUUAGGAAAGCAGAUGAGCAGGCCAGUGGGUAGGCAAGGCUGGUGUUCAUGUCAGUUAACCCUGUGAAGUGGAUGUGGUUGGUAUGGUUCAGAAGAAAAGGGGUAGGGGGGGGCAGUGUCCCCUGGACUGUGUUCAAGUUUCUCUCCUUCCCAGGGCAAGGUUGUUUUCCACUAUAAAAGCCAACUUGGCUUUGUUCUGUUUGCUUCUAAGGAUUGAAGCUGACCAACCAUUGCAUGGAGCAGGUCAGGAAAGGAGGUCAGCACAGCCGAUAGGACCUCCCUAGACCAGCUCUUAGGAGAUGCAGACACUUUUGAACGGUGUGGCGGGGGAGCGCGUUGGCUGACCGUAGUGAGUGGAGUUAAUGUUGAGGAGGCUUAAGGAAGUACUCCUGGUGGUUCAUGGUAGUAAGGGUGAUUGGGUCCUUACUCCGUCCCUCCCUCCCCCAGGUUCUCAUCAUCUGGCUGAGGGCAGAGUAGGAUGUGCGCAGGGCUCUUGCUGGCCUGCCAAGUAGCUGCUAGGACAGAAGACAAGAGAGAGCUAGCAGAGAGAGUUCCUUCCAUAGCCCAGCCUGAGACCACACAGCCCCCAGCCAGCCGUUGGACCACAGCACAUUGCCCCAGGGUCUCCCAGGCUUCGCUCCUCAUUCCUGUUUUCCCUCUUAUGUGCUUUACAGAUUUUCGGUGGGGGGCCUCAAAAUUAAGCAGGCCAGAGAUGUCCUUACCAAAUUAGAGAGGAAAGUAAAACUGUCCCUUUCUUUAGCCAAAGACACCUUUACAGGCGGACUAAUGUCAUCCCCUGUUCCCUUGGGCAAUACUGGCUUCAGUGAUGCAGUUCCAUGUAUUCCCCUCCCUGUCCUGCCUCCUUUUUUUUUUUACUCUCACUGCAUUUAUUUCAGAACCACUCAUCUUUAAAGAGGAGUGGAGCCUGGUCCUAAGUGCUGCUGUUCCUAGGUAACUGAGGCCCCUACAGUGUUCAUUUGUGUUUAAUUGAUCUCAUGCUUCUGUGGGGAGCUAGCAAACAAGCAAGCAACCCUUCCCUGGUGACCCACGCUGCCUCUCGGGCUCCGGAUGCACAGGACCGGCUUGAGAUGGCAGCAUCUGUCCACCUGCCCAGUCUCAACAAGCAGUACUCAGACAAAUCCAUCAAGCCACUGAAGAACCAAAGAUGGCGAAAUGAGGCAUACUUAAUUGCAAAAGCAACCUCAUGAACACUUUGGCACUAUGGCUCUCUGUAGUGACCAACUGAAGAGAGGUUUCCCUGGUCUUUAGAGCAGUCUCUUUCCUUCUGGCUCAGAGUUGCCAGAAAAGAGAGCCUGAGGCUCCUUGUCACAGACCCUUCCCCAAUCCUUUCAGGGUCCCGCAUCCCAGACCCGUGCAGGAGAGCACUGCACAGAUGACCUCCUGCUGCACACAGUAGUGUGCUAGGAUUACCCCUUGUAUGAGGACUCACCGAUGGUUAUUGAGUGUUCACAGUAUGCCAAGGCCUUGCUGAGCAUCUUCUCACAGACCCAUCAUGACCACCCACCCCUGGCAAGAAGUCAAUACCCCCUGUUUGACAGCUGGAAGAGCUGUCCCUCUGAGAAACUGGAAUAUGUGAAAGGAAAAGCAUGAUACAUUUCAGAAUCCCCAAGUUUUUAAUCCUAUUUUUUUGUUAAUCAGGACUUUACUGAUGUAAAAUUUGUUUCCCUGUUUAACUAACUACAGUGACAGCCUAUCUCUAAUGGGUCAUUCAAUGAUGCUCCCAUUCCCUGAGUGCCAAACACAGGCUAAGAAUUGCUCAGUGAGACCCAUGACACCAGCCACGUCAGUCCCUGUACAGAUGAGGCACCUGGCUUAAAGCGCCCAUAAGCUUCCCAGGCCACCCAGCUGGUGAGAAGGAACGGGCUUGACCUUCUAUCUGCUUGGCUCUAGAACUAGCUCACAGACCCAGCCUCAGCUGGCUCCCUGUGUACAGCAAGGACAGUCUUUUGCUGAAUGUCACGCUCUGUCUUCCCUAUGCUGCUGCGGGCUCAGCGUGUCUGUGCAAAGAGGGUUCCUGGAUGGGAUGCAGGUGGAAGAGGAGGAGUUUGACUUUAAGAACAGUCGGGGAGUUUCUCUGGAUUCCUAGAAUUCCUUUCUGGUUUCUUUCCAGCAACUAGCUUUAGUCACGCUGCUACAACUCCUGUCAGACUGAAGGGAAAGUGUUCUUUUCUUUUAUAAAAAUAAAUAAAUAAGAUGAUUUUUCUUGCUUAUAGUUAAUCCUAGAAAGGCAAUACUAAAAGUAUAUAUUUUUUUCCAAAAUGCUAUUUUUUACUGUACUUGAUAAAUAUCUUGGCAGCUCUGAUUUCUGUAGCAGACCCUCUCUUCAGCUCUGGGCAGAACCAAGGGCCAGGUUCACACCAAAUUUGUAAAUACCAUCUUGGUCUGUGUCCAGGAACUUUUUUUUUUCUAUAAAGAAACAAAAACAAAAAAAAAGAAAAACAAAAGAGGAGGAAGGGGAAGAUGAAGGCAAGUUGGGAAGAGGAACAAAAUCACAUUUUCUUGCAAGAGAGACCUUCUCAAAGAGAUGGACAGAGCAUGAGAGAGCAAAGCAACCAAGCCAGGAAGUGAGAAAAGAGGCGCCUCAGACUGCCAUGCCAUUGGGAGUGCUACCACCACAGUGUAGUUCCCUUGAGAGGUAACAAAAACCUGGAAAUGCUCUGGGACUAGAUUUCCAUUUCCUAAAGACUCUUACCAUGCACUGUAUCUGCUCAGUUGUUUCGGUUGGGCUUCUUUUCUCUUUUCUUUAAAAAUGUCUUUACCGACUGUCUCCAGGCUUGUUUGCCUAAGUUCUUAGGUCGUUUACACAAGUUCUAAAUUCUUCUAGAACUUUAACUUCAUUGGAAGUGAACCCAGCUAGUGCAGCUCUGAGGUCCUGGCUGGUGUCAGUGGUGUUCUGGGCCUCUGGCAGAGCACCUCACAACGUUCUCAGAUGGUUUAGAUACGUUACCUUACACAAACUGUGACCCAAUGGCAAUAAUUACCUCAAAUAUGGGCAUUCGUCCUGGUUUUAGCCUUUUCUGAAAUCAUGUAGCCAGCUUGACCUUGUCAUUCAAAAGACUAUGAAUUCUUGAUGGGCUGAAAGUAAGGAUGAACGCAUACCCUGGUCACUGUUGCCGAAGUGAGUCCUGAGAAUAGCUCACCCUUCCUCCAGAAGAGAUGGCCUGUGUCAUGAUCAGUGUGAUGUCAAGGCUGUGUGGAGCGUGUUCCUCACCAUGUAACAUGCCCUUUGUGCUCUCCGGUAUCAAGUAAAUUUCACAGUUAACUGUGGAUACUCAAGCAUACUUCUGGCUACAUUUUAUAGUUAAAGUACUUUAUAGUUUACAUUUAACCUGGUACUUCUUAAAAGAAAAUUGUUCCUAACUGCCAUCUUCAACCACAGCGAUUGAUUGAUCUUACACCAGAAGCUGUGUUUCCCUGAGGCAGGCAUGUUCCGCUUAUACUGCUUGUAGCCCAAUAUGCGCGUUUCCUUUAUUGUUGCUUUCCAGGGACCCUGUGAGAAUGUGAGAGGAAGUCUAGAGGGAAUGGGAAGGGGUAAGUCCUGAGCCGGGGCCAGAUGCGGGGUCCUGUGCCAUGAGUAUCGGUACUUGUCGUCGAGGUCUUGACAGCAUGGAGGGGCAGUGAGAAGUGACCCCUGCUCCAUCAACUUUGUCUUGGCUUGAAUGCUUCCUUCAUGACUAGAUCCCUCACCUGGCAGUAGCAGCUCUGAAGGUAUGGUUGCUGUUUCUGGGUCCCCAGUGAACCUCUAGAGGUCAGCAUUUUGAGAGGGAGAACCAUACCCUUAUGCCGUCUUCACUGGCCGGGUUUUCACAUAUCACUGCUGUCUUAGUCAUUUUUCUUUAAAAACAAAACCCAUGUAAAAUGAUGUGUACUUUAAUUUACCCAUUGUCCGGCUACGCUGUGAAACCUAGUUCAGAGGCCUCUGCUGAUGGACAUAGGUGCUUCUGAGCCGAAAGAGCGGGGUGGACGAAGGGUGGCCCAUGGCGCUGGGUCCAUGGAGGGGAUUUACAGUGAAACGGGCCUCAGAGCCAAGUGUGGGCUCCACUGGUAAGCAGGAGAAGACAGGAAAUACCAGUUUUCCUGAUCGUCUUGUUGGGUUUGGGGGUGUUUUAAUUUUGUCUUGUGUUUUGUCUUUAAGACAGGGUCUCGCCAUGUAGCCCUGGCUGGUCUGGAACUCACUAUGUGGACUGGGUUUUAUUUUUUUUUCCUGUGCUACCACUGAACUGUGGAGGACCCAUGGUGAUCAAUGUGUGAUGUAUGUGAUUGUUCCUCCACAGACACCUUGAAAGCUGCAGCACGAGGUACAGGGCUGCUCACCUCUGCUUGCUUUGCCCCUGCGGCCAGUGCUGACGGCGUGCGCCUGUGGUCUCUGAGAAUGAAUGUCCUGUACGAUGCUCUUCAUCUCACCCUCCUUAGUCAUACUCUGAGAUGCUGGUGUGUGUGUGUGUGUGUGUGUUUUCCUUUGCACUAAUAAACCAAAUGAAUUUUGUGUCAUUGUCUUUGGAGCUAACCCAUGUUUUUAAAAAUGAGAGGUAUAGAAAUGGGCUUUUCAUUAUUAUUUGAAAAGUUUAAAUUUACUGUAUCUAAAGAAGGGCUCUGCUGUCGCUCUUUUUAGUUUCCUUUCAACCAACUUCCAAAAAUGGAUCUCCCUGCCCCUCCCCCUUGCAUUGGCUCCUUGCUUCUGUUGCCACCUCUGCCCCCUGCUGUCAGCACAGACCACGCUCUGCUCAGGCGCUCAGGACUUCCAGGAAGCUCCAGUCAACUAGAAGACUUGCUUAGCCUUGAGAGCCUCGCUCCUACGUCCCUGGCUCCCUGCUGGGCUGACGGACUGUGGAUUUGCUAUUGAUGUAUCAGUGCUUUGGCUCAGGUUAGGAGGAAGGACAUAGGAAGUUGAACGUGACUUGACCGUGCUGUCCUCUAGCUUCCGGUGACUCUGAGCGAGACGAAUAUACACACACCCUUCAAAGCAGAGGCCCUGUUCACGCUGCCUCCAAGUCGGCUAGCUCCCUGCCCUUCCACAUCCCUCUGUCUUGUGUACUGCCCAUUUGAAACUGGCUUUCUUCCAUGGGUUACCCAGGGCACAAUCAUUUCUAGCCCCAAAAGCACCCUUCACCCCUUUGUGUGUGUGUGUGUUUUUAACCAAAUGAAGUUGACAAGAAAGGCGUAUGUUGGGGCUGCAGGAUUCCUAGUGUAGUAGAAGCACUGUAUAGAUAGAGAUGUUGAUAUAUAUGUUUGUGUAUAUAUAUAUCAAGCCAAAUUUUCUGAUAGGAAAAGUAUAGCUUUAUGGAUGAGAAGGAAGAGGAGCCCUUUAGAGGUUGGAGAGCACUGAUGUGUCCAAUGAGCAAGGUGCAUCCUGUUCCUUCACUCGCAGCUAAGGCCCCAGCACCCAGCCCUCGCUGUCCACCUCACCUCAGCAGAGCUGGGAGACUGUGAGGGUUCUGCUGCUCUGUGGGUCUCCAGCAGCAAAGGCCUGGGAGAGGGAGGGACACAGACCAGCAUGACUGGGCUUUUCCACCCAUUUUGCUCUGACCGCAUGCAUUCAGCUACAGCCUGAUAUUAUCUCACAUUUCAAAAAAAAAUGGCACCGUGAAGAUGGCGGGCGAGAGAGAUCGGUAGCAAUGCUUACCUUUCAGCUGCCUGUGGGUUCAGGACGCUCUGGGCAGGAAGACACACUCCCUGGGACUAAAACGGAGAAGAGGGGACCUGUCAAUGCCCAUUCCCCAGUCCAAGGAAGGAGGCUCCCUCCCCCAGGGCAUCAUCUCAGCUCAGUCUCGACGACCCCUUGAAAGCCCUGGCCAGCGUGUCCCUUCACUGUACGGUUUCUGUAAUAAAGUGUUAAUCCAUGUUAAUCUGUGUGGGAACUAUUGCGUGCAACAGUAUUUUCUCGUGUACCUCUUUUUCCUCUGUGGCGUGUCUCUCUUCUUUUUAUUUAUAAUGUCUACUUUUGUUUAAAAGGACAAACCAGUGUGUCGUAGACCUCUCUGUAACCUGUUCCUUAGUCUCAUUAUAGGUAUGUUAUAAGGGUGGAUAUUUUACUUGGCUUUAGAAUGUUUUUCAAGAAAACUAAUUCUUAACUGAUGAAGUUGUUGCUACUAAAAUGCUUGUUUUCAUCAUGAUGUCGUGCGCUUCUAAAUUAAUCAUCAUUUUCGUUGUAGAAAAAUGGAGUGAAUUUAUAUUAGUCUUGGAAACUAAUAAUAGCAUUGUAAAUUUAUGAGAUGAUUUUAACAGAAAAAUUAUAGAAGAAUAUAGUUAUUUUAAUUGUAAUAUUACUAACUGUAGGGUGAGGAAGGGGGGUCCUGUUGUGGUGAACUCUGUUAUAGCUUGUUACUCAGUUUCUUUUUGAUCAUUUUUUCGGUCUCUGAGGUGAAGCGAGUUAUUAAUGGAAUCUGUACACUCACAUAUGCAUAUUGUAUAUGUGUAGAGAUGUGGUCACACUGUCUUGGAAUUACAUUAAACUGUUUGGAAUCACUGUA
Microtus ochrogaster (prairie vole) is the source of this 14374-nucleotide messenger RNA. It is a transcript of the gene Hipk2, whose product is annotated as homeodomain interacting protein kinase 2. Gene Ontology annotation, cellular component: PML body; nucleus; cytoplasm. Lineage: Eukaryota; Metazoa; Chordata; Mammalia; Rodentia; Cricetidae. Gene Ontology annotation, biological process: smoothened signaling pathway; positive regulation of transcription by RNA polymerase II; peptidyl-serine phosphorylation. Gene Ontology annotation, molecular function: transcription corepressor activity; SMAD binding; ATP binding. The record is from RefSeq and is a predicted model, not a curated record.